This is a messenger RNA of Beta vulgaris subsp. vulgaris (sugar beet), 1119 nucleotides long. RefSeq names its product 60S ribosomal protein L7-2. Gene Ontology annotation, cellular component: cytosolic large ribosomal subunit. Gene Ontology annotation, biological process: maturation of LSU-rRNA from tricistronic rRNA transcript (SSU-rRNA, 5.8S rRNA, LSU-rRNA). The transcript is spliced from 7 exons. Bases 163 to 897 code for a protein of 244 amino acids. Lineage: Eukaryota; Viridiplantae; Streptophyta; Magnoliopsida; Caryophyllales; Amaranthaceae. The record is from RefSeq and is a predicted model, not a curated record. Gene Ontology annotation, molecular function: structural constituent of ribosome; RNA binding.
UAAUAAUAAUACCAGUGCACUGGCCCAACAUUUUCGGCCCAUUAGUAUAAAAAAAACCCUAAACUACCUAUGGUAUAUAAACCAACAACGUUCCUAAACCCUAAAUUUUUCACUCUUACGGAAUUCCGAGGCUCGAAUUGAUCUUCAAACCUCGUUCCAGAGAUGGGUGAAGAGGCAACUAAAGUUAUUGUUCCAGAGUCAGUUUUGAAGAAGCAAAAAAGGGAGGAAGAAUGGGCUUUGGCCAAGAAGCAAGAGCUUGAUGUCCAGAAGAAGCAGAGAGCAGAAAACAGGAAGAUCAUCUUCAAGAGAGCUCAACAAUACUCCAAGGAGUACGAAAAUCAGGAGAAAGAGGCAAUCUCCCUGAGAAGAGAGGCUAAGUUGAAGGGUGGAUUCUAUGUCGAGCCUGAGGCUAAGCUCCUCUUUAUCAUUCGUAUUAGAGGUAUCAAUGCCAUGCACCCAAAAACAAGGUCGAUUCUGCAGCUUCUCCGAUUGAGACAGAUUUUCAAUGGUGUUUUCUUGAAGGUUAACAAGGCAACCUUGAACAUGUUGCACAGAGUUGAGCCCUUCGUUACCUAUGGGUACCCUAACUUGAAAAGUGUCAGGGAAUUGAUCUACAAAAGGGGUUAUGGGAAGGUCGACAAGCAAAGGAUUGCUUUGACUGACAACUCCAUUGUCGAGAAUACUCUCGGUAAGCAUGGCAUCAUCUGUGUGGAGGAUCUCAUCCAUGAGAUCAUUACAGUAGGACCUCACUUCAAGCAGGCCAACAACUUCCUAUGGCCAUUCCAGCUCAAGGCUCCUUUGGGCGGUUUGAAGAAGAAGAGGAACCACUUCAUUGAAGGUGGAGAUGCUGGAAACCGUGAGAACUUCAUCAAUGAGCUUAUCAGGAGAAUGAACUAGGGUGUAAUUCGCAUCCUUUAUUUUUGGAUCCUGUGUUUAGAUUACAUCUUGAAAGUUUUGGAUAGAGUUUUUAAGAAUGAAUUCCGGUUGCUGUAGAAUUAUCUUUGCUUAUGAAUUAAAGUUUUGGAGAGACAUGAUACAGUAUGUGGUGCAGAUUUUGUGAGACACACGCCCAUGAAAUUUCUCAUAUGAUUCUAUCAACAAGUGCAGCCAUUCUUCUCA